AUGUGGAUUUUGAUUUGUUUGAAAGCGGCGGCGGUGCAGGGCUCGCAGCCUCAGCAGCGGCAGCAGCAGCAGCAGCAGCAGCAGCAGGCGGGCAUCCCUCUGUCUGUCGUAAAGCUCUGGGCAUCAGCCUUUGGGGGAGAAAUCAAAUCCAUUUCAGCCAAAUACUCCGGAUCCCAGCUGCUGCAGAAGGAGCUGUUAUCCAUUACUUCACCUCGAAACUCGUCUGACCCGAGCCCCCCCAUGAAAGGAGCGACCCGGAUCGGCUCCAGGACCUAUUGCCCCGGGGGCUGGAAGGAUGCGGCUCCCAGGGGCCCCCGCAAACACGGGGAGGGGGUUCAAGUGGGCUUCAGGAAGGCAAUCCUUAACUCUAAUCCCACAUGUCCAGAGAAACCCAAAGAGUUAGUGAAGGCUGUAAAGGUUGAGGAAAUAGAUGGCGUGAAGCUGGUGAAGAACCUGGCAGUGAGGAUGGAAGAGAUGUUCAGAAAAAAAUCUGAAGCCACAAGGAGGCUCGUGGAGGCGGCGGAGGAUGCGCACCAUCAACAUGAGGAGAACCCGGACCUGCAGUAUGAGUACUUCAACGCUGUGCUGAUCAAUGAAGUGGAUGAUGAGGGCAAUAACGUAGAGCUGGGAGGAGAGUUCGUCCUGGAGCCCAAUGACCAUUUCAAUAAUCUCUCUGUCAACCUGAGCCUGAGCGUAGUGCAGGUGCCCACCAACAUGUACAACAAAGAUCCUGACAUCGUGAACGGCGUCUACUGGUCUGAGGCGUUGAAUAAAGUGUUUGUGGAGAAUUUUGAGAGGGAUCCAACGCUAAUCUGGCAGUAUUUCGGAAGUGCCAAAGGCUUUUUCAGGCAGUACCCUGGUGUUAAAUGGCAUCCGGAUGAACAUGGGGUCAUAGGCUUUGACUGCAGGAACAGGAAGUGGUACAUUCAGGCUGCGACAUCGCCCAAAGACGUUGUGAUUCUUGUGGACGUUAGUGGCAGCAUGAAAGGACUGAGGCUGACCAUCGCCAGACAAACUGUGUCCUCUAUCCUGGACACGCUCGGAGAUGAUGACUUCUUCAACAUCAUUGCAUAUAACCAGGAGAUCCACUACGUUGAACCUUGUCUGAAUGGGACCCUGGUUCGAGCUGACAGGGCCAAUAAAGAUCAUUUCCGGGAGCAUCUGGACAAGCUGUUUGCCAAAGGGAUCGGGCUGCUGGGGGAAGCUCUCGCUGAAGCAUUUACAAUCCUCGGUGAUUUCAAUUCGACCGGUCGAGGCAGUGUCUGCAGUCAGGCCAUUAUGCUGGUCACUGAUGGAGCGACUGAAAUGUAUGACGAUGUCUUUGAGAAGUACAACUGGCCGGAGCGAAGGGUGCGCAUUUUCCCUUACCUGAUUGGACGAGAGUCUGCCUUCGCUGAUAACCUCAAAUGGAUGGCCUGCGCCAACAAAGGGUACUUCAGUCAGAUCUCCACUUUAGCUGAUGUUCAGGAGAACGUGAUGCGAUACCUUCACGUGAUGAGUCGGCCAAAGGUGAUUGACCACGAGCACGACACGGUGUGGACCGAGGCCUAUGUGGACAGUGCGCUCUCACAGGCUUACAAGAUGAGAGACAAGUCAGGGCCCAGUCUGAUGACCACAGUCGCCAUGCCUGUCUUCAGCACCAAGAACGAGACUAAGAAUCAGGGAAUUCUGUUGGGGGUGGUUGGAACAGACAUCCCUCUGCAGGAGCUGAUGAAGCUGAUCCCAAAGCAUAUGCUGGGGAUCCAUGGAUACGCCUUUGCCAUUACAAACAAUGGCUACAUCCUUAUCCACCCAGACCUCAGACCUCUGAGAAUGUGUUUUGUGUAUCAGGAAGGUCAGAAGAGGAGGAAACCCAACUACAGCAGCGUGGACCUGUCCGAGGUGGAGUGGGAGGACAAAGAUGACAUAUUGCGUAAUGCGAUGGUGAACAGGAGGACGGGCACAUUCUCCAUGGACGUCAUGAAGACUGUGGACAAAGGGGUAUCUGUGCCAAGGCGUUUAUUGAGGAUGCACAAUGACUAUUUCUACACGGAGAUAGAAGGCACUCCAUUCAGUCUGGGAGUGGCACUAUCCAGGGGUCAUGGCAAAUACUUCUUCAGAGGAAAUGUGUCGGUGGACGCAGGACUCCGUGAUCUGGAACAGCCAGAUGUCGCCCUGGCAGACGAAUGGACGUACUGCAACACAGAGGAGGAGCAUGAGCACCGCCACCUCACCCAGAUCCAGGCCAUCAAGCUGUUCCUGACAGGAAAGAGGACGUACCUCAAAUGUGACAGAGAACUGAUCCAGGAGGUGCUCUUUGAUGCUGUGGUCACCGCUCCUCUGCGCUCAUACUGGACUGGGCUCGCACACAACAAGUCUGAAAACUCAGACAAAGGGGUUGAGAUUGCGUUCCUCGGCACGCGCACUGGCCUCUCCCGCACAAACCUGUUCGUGCCCGCGGAUCAGCUUUCGAAUCAAGACUUCCUGACGCACGAAGACAAAGAGGGAGUGUUCAACGCCGAUCACUUCCCCCUGUGGUACAAGACAGCCGCGGAGCAGGUCCCGGGAACGUUUGUCUACUCCAUCCCUUUCAGCACCGCUUUUGAAAACAAGAGUGUGGUCCUUGCCAGCACCGCAAUUCAACUCACAGAUGACAGAAAGUCUCCGAUUGUUGCUGCUGUUGGAAUCCAAAUGAAGCUUGAGUUUUUUCAGAGGAAAUUUUGGACCGCCAGUCGACAAUGUUCGGCUCUGGAUGGAAAAUGCAGUCUUAGCUGUGAUAACGACGACCUUAACUGUUAUCUCAUCGACAAUAAUGGCUUCAUUCUGGUGGCAGAAGACACAACCCAGACCGGACUCUUCUUUGGGGAGGUGGAGGGUGCAGUCAUGAGCAAGCUUCUUAUGAUGGGAACUUUCAAAAGGAUCACAUUAUAUGAUUAUCAGGCCGUGUGCCGAGAGUAUGCCGGCAGCAGUGACAGCGCGCACACUUUAUCAAACCCCUUUACUGUUGUCAAAUGGCUACUGGCGGAACUUGUGGUUUUUCUGCUGGAAUUUAAUGUCUACAGCUGGUGGAACAUCGACGCUUCAGUGAAAGCCCAGAGAAGUCGUGGGAAAACCAUCAUGGUGCCUUGUGACACUGAGUAUCCAGCCUUCGUCUCCGAGCGCUCCAUCAGAGAGACAUCAGGCAGCGUGGACUGUGGCGGCUGCAUCAGGUCUUUUGUCAUUCAGCAAAUCCCCAGCAGCAACCUCUUCAUGAUUGUGGCGGACACUAAAUGCGACUGCAGCAGCGCGCCUGCCGUCACCAUGGACCCCAUCGAAAUCAUGUAUAUCCUUUUAAUGUCCUGCAUGUGGACCGUGUUUGUUGUUACUGUUUACCCUGUUUUUAUCCUUGACUCCUGUGAACAUAACGAAUCUCUGAAGUGCGACAGACUAAAGUAUCAGAAGGACAGAAAAAAGCCGGAAUCGUGUCAUCCCUUCCACCCUGAGGAAAAUGCUAUAGAGUGUGGUUCAGCAACACGUCCCUCCUUCCUCUUCACAUCAGCUCUGCUUCCCCUGAUCGCUGCUGUCUUCUCCAGGUGA
This is a messenger RNA of Knipowitschia caucasica, 3555 nucleotides long. The record is from the annotation of a GenBank genome assembly. NCBI's taxonomy places the organism in Eukaryota, Metazoa, Chordata, Actinopteri, Gobiiformes, Gobiidae.